Marmota flaviventris (yellow-bellied marmot) is the source of this 3668-nucleotide messenger RNA. It is a transcript of the gene Tbc1d30, whose product is annotated as TBC1 domain family member 30. Gene Ontology annotation, cellular component: endoplasmic reticulum. Lineage: Eukaryota; Metazoa; Chordata; Mammalia; Rodentia; Sciuridae. The record is from RefSeq and is a predicted model, not a curated record.
AUGGAGGUCCUUCCCGCCGGCGGGGGUCGGACGGAGCGCCCCGAGCGGGAGUUCCGCGGCGGCGGCGAGGCGAGGCUAGAGCACGCGGUGGAGGAAGCGGUUCCUGGAGUGGCCCGGACUGUACCCCCGCAAGGGUCGGCGGAGCGGCCGCCCGGCUCCCGCGGCUCAUGGGAAGGCGAGGAGGAGCCGGAGCCCGAGCCGGGCCAACAGCCCCGCGGCCGCACGAGCCGCACGGCGUCCCUGGUGAGCGGCCUGCUCACCGAGCUGUACAGCUGCACGGAGGAGGAGGAGGUGGCCGCCGGGAGCCGCGGUCCGGGGGGCCGCCCGCGGCGCCGUGACAGCCUGGACAGCUCCACCGAGGCCUCGGGCUCCGACGUGUUCCUGGGCGUGCGCGGCGCCGGCGACUCUCGCGUGCUGCAGGAGCUGCAGGAGCGGCCGAGCCAGCGGCUCCAGAUGCAGUACCUGCGGCAGAAAGACCAUAAUGAAUUGAAGACGAUCCUUCAGGAGCUCAAGUACAGAAUUGGCAUUCAGUCGGCCAAGUUACUUCGGCAGCUGAAGCAGAAAGAUAGGCUUUUGCAUAAACUACAGAAGAACUGUGAUAUUGUGACUGCCUGCCUGCAGGCUGUGUCUCAGAAGAGAAGAGUUGAUACAAAAUUGAAGUUCACUCUUGAGCCAUCUUUAGGUCAAAAUGGUUUUCAGCAGUGGUAUGAUGCUCUCAAGGCUGUAGCCAGACUAUCAACAGGGAUACCAAAGGAAUGGAGAAGAAAGGUUUGGUUGACCUUGGCAGAUCAUUAUUUGCACAGUAUAGCCAUUGACUGGGAUAAAACCAUGCGUUUCACUUUCAAUGAAAGGAGUAAUCCUGAUGAUGAUUCGAUGGGAAUUCAGAUAGUCAAGGAUCUUCACCGUACAGGCUGCAGUUCUUACUGUGGCCAAGAGGCUGAGCAGGACAGGGUUGUGCUGAAGCGGGUGCUGCUGGCCUAUGCCCGAUGGAACAAGAAUGUCGGGUACUGCCAAGGCUUUAACAUCCUGGCUGCGCUAAUUCUGGAAGUUAUGGAAGGCAAUGAAGGGGAUGCAUUGAAAAUUAUGAUUUACCUGAUUGAUAAGGUACUUCCUGAAAGCUAUUUUGUCAAUAAUCUCCGGGCAUUAUCUGUGGAUAUGGCUGUCUUCAGAGACCUCUUGAGAAUGAAACUCCCUGAAUUAUCUCAGCACCUGGAUACUCUUCAGAGAACUGCAAACAAAGAAAGUGGAGGUGGAUACGAGCCCCCACUUACGAAUGUCUUCACGAUGCAGUGGUUUCUGACUCUCUUUGCCACGUGUCUCCCUAAUCACACAGUUUUAAAGAUCUGGGAUUCAGUCUUCUUUGAAGGUUCGGAGAUCAUCCUAAGGGUGUCACUGGCCAUCUGGGCAAAAUUGGGAGAGCAGAUAGAAUGUUGUGAAACAGCAGAUGAAUUCUAUGGCACCAUGGGGCGCCUCACCCAGGAGAUGCUGGAGAAUGACCUUCUGCAAAGCCAUGAACUCAUGCAGACUGUUUAUUCUAUGGCACCGUUCCCUUUUCCACAACUGGCAGAGUUGAGGGAAAAGUACACCUACAACAUUACACCCUUCCCAGCCACAGCUAAACCCACUUCAGUUUCUGGACGACAUGGUAAGGUGAGAGACAGUGAUGAGGAGAAUGACCCAGAUGAUGAAGAUGCGAUUGUUGAUGCCGUAGGGUGUCUUGGACCUUUCAGUGGGCUCCUGGCACCUGAACUGCAGAAGUACCAAAAGCAGAUGAAAGAACCAAAUGAGGAGCAGAGUCUGAAAUCCAAUAACAUUGCAGAGCUGAGUCCAGGAGCCAUCAACUCCUGUCGAAGUGAAUACCACGCGGCAUUCAACAGCAUGAUGAUGGAACGCAUGACCACAGACAUCAGCGCCCUGAAGCGGCAAUACUCGCGGAUCAAAAAGAAGCAGCAGCAGCAGGUCCACCAGGUGUACAUCAGGGCAGACAAAGGACCAGUGACCAGCAUUCUCCCAUCUCAGGUAAACAAUUCUCCAGUUAUAAACCACCUUCUUUUAGGGAAGAAGAUGAAAAUGACGAACAGAGCUGCCAAGAAUGCAGUCAUUCACAUCCCUGGUCAUGCAGGAGGCAAACUGUCUCCUGUCCCCUAUGAAGAUCUUAAAACAAAGCUCAACUCUCCAUGGCGAACUCACAUCCGAGUCCACAAGAAGAACAUGCCGAGGAGCAAGAGUCACCAGGGCUGUGGGGACACCAUAGGGCUGAUCGAGGAGCAGAACGAGGGCUGUAAGACCAACAGCCUGGGGGCAGCAGAGGAGUUUUCCUCCAGGUGUGCAGCCCCCGCUGCAAAAGAAGGCAGCAGCUCUGAAGGUGGCAUCGGUAGGACAAUUGAAGGACAGUCUCCAGAGCCCGUGUUCGGGGACGCUGAUGUCGAUGUGUCUGCGGUUCAGGUGAAGUUAGAAGCCUUGGAACUGAACCAAAGGGAUGCUGCUGUUGAAACUGAGCCCAAGGUGCACCCGCCCUGCCAACUGCAUGUUCCAGAGCUACCUGAUGCCCCUGGAGAAAUCAAAGCCACCAGCAAACCUCCCCAAGGCAGCCACUCAAAAACCCCCAUCUUUAGCCCUUUCCCCAGUGUGAAGCCACUGAGGAAAUCAGCCACUGCCAGGAAUUUGGGAUUAUAUGGUCCAACAGAAAGAACCCCAACCAUGCACUUUCCUCAGAUGAGCAGGAGCUUCAGCAAAUCCAGCGGCGGGAAUAGUGGCACUAAAAAACGAUGAUGUCUCCUGGCCACUGUGCUGGACUCGCCUCUGCGCGCUGUGUAAGGGUUCCAGCUGCACCCGUCCGGUUUCAUUUGCCAGUGAAGAUGAAUAAGGAGGUUCAGAGAUGAGCAACAACAUCCCAUAAAGCUGGGAACGGAGAGUUUUAUGAUGGAACUGGAGUAGGGAUGUUUUCUCUCCACUGGAGAACUGAUGGAGUGGACUUUCAUGACAGAAUUAAUAUUGUGGUUUUAAAGUGUGAAGUUUUCCCAAUUUUUCCGUGUGAGCUAUUUAGAAAAGAUUAUAUCUAGACUGUUAAGCCUUCUUUUGUCCUGUCCUGAGGGCCUUUCAGGAUCCCUGGGACAAAAACCCCCAAACCUUCCAGUUCUCUGGGUGUUACCCAAGCAUGCACACACCAGCUUGCUAGAACAGAAAACUGUAAAAAGAAAAUAAGUUUCUCAUUUGCAAAAACUUCCUGAUUUUCCUCUUCCUGCUCUAUUGGGGGUGGUGGAGGGGACGUUUUGUGUGUGUGGAUUUUCCCUCAGUACCUGUCUCCAAAUUGUUUUUUGAAUUCUUAUGCUAAAGCAUAGGAGAAAAAUUGGUAACCUUUCUGUUUCUACUGCCAAAAUGAAGAAAACCUUUAAUCUGUUAAAAUUUAGGUUGAUAACCAAAUUGAAGGUCAUAUGCAGAGAACAGAAGUUAAUAUGCAUUAAUCAAUCACCCUGAACUGCUUGCUAAUUCCACUCAGCUUCCCCACCCCAGGUUCAUUUUCUCCUCUCCAGAAGAGCAUGAGUCCUCAGUGGUACAGAAGACUCGAUGGCUCUGCAGGGAGCUUCUCCUGCGUUCUCAGCCAUGCAGCUCAUUUACCUACCAGCUCUCCAUGGCAGGUGCACACAGCUUCUGCUCAAAAGCCAGAA